Messenger RNA from Moneuplotes crassus, 2029 nucleotides. The record is from the annotation of a GenBank genome assembly. NCBI's taxonomy places the organism in Eukaryota, Ciliophora, Spirotrichea, Euplotida, Euplotidae.
AAAAUGGAUAAAGACCUGAAAGAAAUCAAUGGGAGUCAGGCCAAAUCAGAAAUCCUCACUGAAGAGAUUCCUAAGUAUGGAAAGGUCUCCAUGCUGUUCUACAUUCCAGAAUCUGUCAAGGAUCGUGAUACCAUGGUCGAGCUUAUCAGGGAGAAUGGGGGUAACAUCGUGAAAUUUCACGAGUGUUUUUGUUAUCAGAUCGGAACUCCAGGGAAUACUUCUGAAAGUGAGUACUACCAAGGUACUGUGUACUCUUUUCAAUGGCUGGUAGAGUCAAUAGAAGCAAACGAGCUACAGGAUAAGGCUAAAUAUAUUCUAUGCAGUUACCAAGGAGGAAUUAAGUUCCCAUUCGAUAAAAAGAAGAUUCAAUAUACCGUCAGAGAGAUUAUCAUCAUUUACAACUGGAUCUCUGGAAGGAAGUCACAAUCAUCUAGGAAAACUUGGGAAAGCUUAGGUAAUGAUGGUAUCCUUUACUGCAGAUCAAAGGAAUCUCUAAAGAAUUUUUGGAAGAACUGGCGGAAGCAUUCACUUGAACAAUGUGUCGAAGAGAUGCUUACCAAGAACACCAAGUACUGUCACAACUAUCCUCUUCCAGUCUAUCCACAUAAAGAGCUUCCAGAAAUAGAUAGAAAGAAAUUGAAGCGUUCUAGAGAUGAAGUUGAUAAGAAUGAAGAGGAUUCAAAAGAGAACAAGUCGGAUCCAGAUGCAAACGAUCCAACCCUGCAAACCAUCCAGACCAAAAGAAAGCUCAAGAAGAAAAGCAUUACUGCAGAUAACAAAACUCAGAAAACUGAAGAAAUUAAGCAUGUUGAAGGAAUUAUCGAAGAGGAUUCAGAUAAUCAAGAAGAGAAAUAAAGAUGAACCUCAAAAGGAUUCUCAGCUUGAAGUAAAGGAAAAGCAGCCUGAAGAUGACACUACGAAGGAAGAAAAGAAGGAUACUGCUCCUGAAAAGCAGGAAGAUAUUGAUAUUGAGAACAAUAGUGCUGAUGCUAUAAAGGAAGGAUCCCAUGCAUCAUCGGAUCUUGGCUUCCCAGCUUUCGAAGAUGGAUCUGAUGAUGGUGGUGAUAUUUAGCUAUUACUAAUUAAGCAAACAUUUUUAACUUAACUUUAAGUAGGUAAAAUAUUACCACCCAAUUCGGAAGACCUUGCUUUGGGCCAAACUACAAGGUGUGGGAUUUUCAACAAGCUGCUUAAGUUUCGCUCUUUAAGGUUAAGCAAAUGAUCACUUGGGCAUAUUUGAAGUCAUCCACUCCUAUUGCAGCACCUGUUUUCAAGCUCAAAAGAGAUAUCUGUGCUUGGAUCGGCCAAGAUACUAGGUUGUAUCUUCGCUAGAAGAUCAAGUGUCAGACUUAUCUCUUUUUAAUACAAGGGGCAGCAAGUUCUGCUGACUGCUAAGUAGAAGUUGAGCGUGCUCAAAUUGCCAUUUCAUAUUUCAUUCAUAAAUAAUUUGGUUGAUUGUACCGCUUUAUUUAAGAUAAAAAUUAUCUACUUGCGGGAUUCGAACCCAAAUUUGGAGUGGAAAGGAAGACUACUUCUCAUAUUUUCUAGAACGGAGUUGAUCUUAGAAGGGAUAGCGACUUGUAGCCUAUUCUUGGUUUAUCGACUAUUUUAGAUGCUUGAUAGCCUCGAUUGCUCAUUUUAAAGACUUUUGUUAAAGGAGAAGAUCUAAAUUUUAGGGUCUCUUCUUUUUCUUUUAGUUUCUCAACCAACUCCAUAAGAUUUCUUAAAUUUCAGAUACAAUUUACAAAAAGGCAUGAAAGCACCAAAUUUUUUAAUGAAAGUGCUGCAAUUUCAGCUAAACUCUAACUGUCUGUAAAUAUGUAGCGAAUUUCUUUAGAUGUCUAAAAUGGCUUAAAUAAUAUAAAUUUGUGCUUAUCUCCAUGUACUUCUUCCAUGAGCCAUCUAGCCUGCCCCUUCCGAUCAGUUCUUAAAGCAUCUGACCUAAUUUGCUCCAAAAUUUAGUUAAGAAGGUUGGAGAAUAUCUAAGAACUCUUGGGUUAACAAUUAUGGAACUAAAUUCAUAGUGCUG